CCUCCGCCAUUUUUUGUCCCCUUUCAGACUGUUUUGGUCUUUUCGGUGUUAGCAACGGAAACAGCCCGAGACAGUACUCAAAUCAGUUCAGAUUUAAAAAAUAUUUCGAUAGGAUUAACGCAGGAAGUUGGCAAAAGGUUCAACGCCCGUAGUUAAUUCAGGAGAACCGUUUUCACGUGUUGUCCUGUUUUAAAGUCGCGUUUUCCAUCUUGUUUUAAAACACUUGUACAGGUAGCUUGUUAGCCUAGCAUCUUCCUUCAAGACUGAGGCACGUUGACAUUAGCCUGCUAGCCCCCAACCUGAGACCAGGACGGCGGCGGCUAACCCAGCCCAACCAACCCCACAGACAUCGUCUCACCGUCGUCGAGUGAAUUUGCGGUGCCUAGCUGGUCUUUUUCACACGCCGUCUUUUAUGGGCUCGCCAUGUCAAUGAAGGCCGGUGGAAAUCGCAGCAAGGCCGGCGGUGGCAACGCCGCUGGUGCCGGAGGAAGCGGCGGGGGACGGCAGAAUCUGGGCAGGGGAAGACACAGUGGUAAAGCUCCUGCAGCAGUCAUUUUCAGUGGAGUGUAUGGAAACAUGAGGAUGGUCCACGUCUUGACGUCAGUUGUGGGGACCAAGUGUGAACUAAAGGUGAAAAAUGGAGCCAUCUAUGAAGGAGUGUUCAAAACCUAUGGUCCAGAGUGCGAUCUGGUGUUGGACGCAGCCCACAGGAAGAGCCCAGAGCCAAGUGUGGGCCCCAAGAAAGAGGACAUUGUGGAGAGCAUUGUUUUCAGGGCGUCCGAUGUGGUCACUGUCUCUUUCAAGGACGUUGACCUUAACUUUGCCAGGAAAGUUUCCUCAGACACAGAGCAUAAAGGUGUAUCCUUGCGUGUCUCCGAUAACUUCACUGACGCCGCAGUGAGUGGCAGGAUUAACGGCGAGCACAAAGAGAAAGAUCUCGAACCGUGGGAUGGCGGUGAGACCCACAAUUCUGACAGUCUUGAGUCUCUUGACAAUGAUGUGUCGAACGGGUGGGACCCCAAUGAUAUGUUCAAGUACAACGAGGAGAAAUAUGGUGUCUUGUCUACAUAUGACAGCAGCCUGUCCACUUAUACGGUUCCCCUUGAACGUGACAACUCUGAGGAGUUCCUCAAGAGGGAAGCACGGGCUGCUCAGCUGGCUGAGGAGAUAGAAGCCAGCUCCACAUAUAAGGCCCGUGUGGCCCUAGAGAACGACGAGCGCUCAGAGGAGGACAAAUUCACUGCGGUCGUGCGAGGUGAAAGAGAGAUGCACACAUUGAGCAGAGAGAACAAGUACAUUCCCCCAGGUCAGAGAAACCGUGAUGCCAUGUCAUGGGGGCCUGGACGGCAGAAUUCCCCUCGUUUGAAUGCGAACUCUACUGGGCCUUCAGCUCCUCGUGUUGGACUGCAUGACUACAAUCAGAGCCCUGGGGGCGACCAGAGGGUGGUGAACGGAGGUUCAUCCCAUUGGCCCUCACCCUGUCCAUCUCCUUCCUCCCGCCCCCUCCCUCGCUACCAGCCCGGCACCUCUUCUCUGCCUCCUCGGGCCAGCACGCCCACCAGGCCACCCUCCAGACCCCCCUCUCGACCUUCCAGGCCUCCCUCUCAUUCUUCCCACUCCUCCUAUCCCUCUUGCUCUUCUUCUUCCUCCUCGUCUCCCUUUCCCCUCCACGGGCCCUCGUCGCCAGCCUCCACUCUGCCCAAACGCAUGUCUUCAGAAGGUCCACCACGGAUGUCUCCGAAAUCCCAGAGGACUCCUCGUACUCACAGAGUGCCCCCCAGCAGGACUGCUGGGAUGCCGCCAGGGGUGGAUCUAAUUUCUCACAAUGCCGCUGGAGAGGUCCCAUUGGCUCCGUCCAACAGAGGCAACUCCUCGGGCGGAACUUGGUCUUCUGUUGUUAGUGGAGCUCACAGACCUCGCUCCCCACGUCAGAAUAGCAUUGGCGGAACCCCCCCUUCCUCGGCCUCUCUGUCUCAGACAGGAACAGCUCCCGCAGAUUCUUUUGCCACACCGACGUCCAUUUCCUCCCCUACUGCUGCGAGCCCUGCCCCCAGCAUGGGCUCCUCCUUGUCAGGAGAUGUUAAAGAAAAUCGUGUCCAGGAGACGAGACAAACAUCCCCCAAAGCUAACAAAGACACCAUGAAGGACAGUUCAGCCAGUAUCAACAGACCUGUGUGUAAAGGCCCCCCUUCUUUGGCACCUGACCACAGGAAACAAAUAGACAAUUUAAAGAAAUUUAGUGAAGAUUUUAGGUUGCAGUCUAGUUCCAACCCGGACCCUGCCUUUGACCACAUGAUCACCAAGCCUCCAAGAGACUCUGCGGACAAGCCUACAGAACUAGCCUCUUUGGACAAAGCUUCCGCGACAGGCCCCGAAGACCAUGGCGGAGCCUCCCCGUCCACGGGUGCUAUCAACACAAGCAAGCCCGGCAGCCCCGCUGCGCUGUCCCCUUCUCCUUCAGGCCUGGACCAGAAGAGAGUGGGGCUGGAUGUGACGUCGCAAGGGGUCCAGACAACAACAGUGUCUAAUUUUAGCGGGUCCAAGCAUGAAGAGGAGGACAAAAAGGAGGCGGUACAAGAUCAAAUAAAGAAGUCCACUUUAAACCCCAAUGCCAACGAGUUCAAGCCAAGGUUCAACACACAGCAACCCAAACCAGCCAACACCCCAACACCCCCGCGACCUCAGGGCCAGCCCAGCCCCUCCAUCGUGGUCCAGCAGCCACCCGCAGUCUACGGUCAGCCAGUGUGCUUCCCCCAGAUGUAUCCUCUCACCCCAGUUAGCCCCGGCGUACAGAAAAGCAUAAUAUGGAAGUCUCCAGCGAUGUACCAGGUCCAGAUGCCCCACAUGACCGUCAACCAGUCCAAACCUUACAGACCAGGUAAAGUGCCCAACAUGCCGCAGCAGAGGUCGGACCAGCACCACCCGCCCGGCACGCCCACCCUCAUGCACCCGGCCACAGCGGCCGGGCCGCCAAUCAUCACGCAGAGCCCUGCCUACUCUGCCCAGUACUUCACCUGCAGUCCUCAGCAGUUCCCCAGUCAGCAGCUGGUCCAGCAGAUGCCACACUACCAGUCUCAGGCACAGCACGUGUUCAGUCCUGUGAUGCAGGGAAGCGCCCGUAUGAUGGCGCCGCAUGCACACGGCCAGCCCGGCCUGGUGUCUUCUUCCGCCACUCAGUACCCAGAGCAGACGCACACCAUGUAUGGUAAGUCCCGCCUCCUACCAUGCCUGUUGACGACACAUCAUCUCACAGGCCGCCGCAGUUUUUUUAUUCUAUUUUUUUGGUCUUUAACCUACAUAGUGUCUCCUGGCCCCAUGCCGCAGCAGUACCCCCACCCAAGCGCCACCUUGCACCCCCACCCGCAGCACCCUCAGCCUUCCGCCACACCCACGGGCCAAGGCCAGCAAGGGGGGCCGCCUCAACACGGAGGCCCGCCUAACCACCCGGCCGCCGGCCCCGCGCAGCACCCUCAGGCAGCAGCAGCUGCCGUGGCCGCCGCCCAAGCGCUGCACCUGGCCAACCAAUCCCAGCAGCCCAUGUACUCUGCUCUGGCCCCUACGCCGCCCUCCAUGACGCCGGGCCCCAAUCCGCAAUCCCCGCAGGCGUCCUUUCCGUCGGCCCAGCAGACAGUCUACAUCCACCCGCAGCAGGUGCAGCACGGCUACAACCCUAACCACAUGGCACACGUGCAGCAGGCUCACAUGCAGUCGGGCAUGGUGGCGUCCCAUCACGCGGCAGCCGCCCACCCACCGAUGAUGCUGAUGGCGGCCCAGGGCCCGCCUGGGGGCCCGCAGCCUCCCAUGGCCCAGACAGCCCUCAACCACAUCCCAGUUUCUUCCACCACACCCUUCUCCUACCUGGCGCAUCCGCAAGUGCAACCACAUCACCAGCAGCAGCUGUAGACGGCAAACAGAGGGCGCCAGCCAGCGCAACCUCCAUUCAAGAAGAGAAUGAAGAGCGCUCCUUCCUCCUCCAUCCCUCUUUCUCUUCCUCUUCUCCCAUCCUCUUUCCUUCCUCAGUCAAGGCAAUAAGAGAAUGUUAACAGGUUGAUGAUGCAGUGACGUGUUUGAAGAGAAAACUAAUCUACGAAUUCAACUGGAACUUUGCAACUUGUGCUGGGGUGAAAAACAAAUGAGAGGGGGGGAAGCGACCCCUUUUGAACAGUAUUAAUUUUACUGUUCUACCGCCGCCACCGCUGCUGCUACAAGACUACAAGUCUAACCAGACUAAAAAACGGCCAGCGGCAGGGAACAUAGGAGUGUUUAUUUAUGAGAGAAAAAAAAAUAUGACAGUGAUCACAACCCACCUCUCACCUGACCGUAAUGUAACUUUUAAGUUAAACUUUUACUUUGUAGAUAAUAUAAAUAAUUGAAAAAAAAAAAAAGAGACAAAAAAAUUAUAAAAUAAAAAAAAGUUUUAAAAACUGAUAAGACUGCUGUUUUUCUUUGGAAGCCAAUCUUGCCAUGAAUCCUUUUUUCAUCUUUUAUUUUAUUCCGGGAAUAUUGAACACAUUUUUCCAUAGAAAAUUGACUUCAUGUAAUGUUACUUUUUCUCCUUAUAAACUGUUAAAAUGAAUUUGAAUAUUUAUUGGGAUUAGUUUUUUUCCUUAAUUUAAUGUAACUACUUGAGAGGCUCAUGUCUUUCAAAUUCUAAAUUUUGAAUCCUCUAAUGACUUCCUUCACAGUUUUUGUCAAAUUACAACUAUCCUUGCUUUACCACUUCUCUUAUGCAUUCCCCCCUCACUGUUUUGCAAUUUUCGCUUUAAAAUUUCAACUUUUAGUAUGAAACUUUAUUCCAAAUUUUUUUUUGUUUUUAAAAAAAAUAUUUUUAAGUGUUUACUCAUUGACUGCCAUUGAUGGCAAUAGAUGUCAAUCCAUUGUGAUUUUAGAAAAAAAUCAGGCAUAAGGAUUUUGCAAAUAUAUAAAACAUCAGAUCUAAAUGGAAAAAAAUCCUUUAAUAUCGUUCCUAAUAAGGGAAAAAAAGUAUCAGUGGCCUCAACCUGGAAAACCAUUCUAGUUUUGGGAGCAGUCUUAUUGUUGCCCCUCUGAUGCAACUGUUGUUGAUCAUAUUUACAACAACUCAGCUAAAAUUGAUUAACUACCCCCUCUGCUAUUGAUGAAUUCGCCUGAUCAAUAUCCCAGACAUUUGUCUGAUAGGUUGCUGUACUGAGAAUAAAAAAAAAUAUAUAUAAAAAAUAUAUAUGUGUCGGAAAACAGAAAACGAUGAAAAAGCAUUUUCUGCUCUUGCACCCCUCUUUAAAAUAAAGAAGGGUGUUUUUUAUAUUAAGCCAAAAGAACUGUUGUGUUUGAUAGAACAAUAUGUUUAUGUGCUGCCUUAGCAGUUUCAUGGCGCAUUAAGCCCCCAAACUAUUUUUAAUUCGUCCUUUUUACCCUGGAGACCCCUGUUUACAGACACCGCGCAACUGCUUUUGUUUCUACACAGCCAUAAAAAGGUAACAAUAUUUAUUUGAAAUGUGUAUCAUUUGUAGCUUAGAAUCAUUAAUUGAUGUCUAAUAUGUUUUUUAAAAAACUAUAAAAUUAUUCAGUCGCGUAUUUUA
This is a messenger RNA of Corythoichthys intestinalis (scribbled pipefish), 5558 nucleotides long. It is a transcript of the gene atxn2, whose product is annotated as ataxin 2. Gene Ontology annotation, molecular function: mRNA binding. Gene Ontology annotation, cellular component: cytoplasmic stress granule. The transcript is spliced from 25 exons. NCBI's taxonomy places the organism in Eukaryota, Metazoa, Chordata, Actinopteri, Syngnathiformes, Syngnathidae. The coding region runs from base 424 to 3903 and encodes 1159 amino acids. The record is from RefSeq and is a predicted model, not a curated record. Gene Ontology annotation, biological process: cytoplasmic stress granule assembly.